AUGUCCGCAUUCAUCCCUCUGAACCUUACAGAAGACCCUGCCACGUCCAAGAAAGAUUUGGAGGAGGAACAUACGCGAGAAAUCCAAAUCGAACAAGCGUUCAAACUCUUUCAAAAAGCACUUGAACUUCAAAAGAAAGCUGAGUAUAUCGAGGCUUACCAUCUCUAUGAAGAUCUCUUCAAACUAGAAGUCAUCUCCAACCAUUACUACGAGGAGGAAGACUACAUAAAGGGUCUUCAAAACGGAGGCUCGAACAAUGUGGUUGAUGAAUUAUCAUUCUUGUCCCCCAACGUGAAAUUGCUUAGAUACUUGGUGUUUCGAAAUAGAGGAUUCCUCUACUACAACAUUCUCAAGGAGGGAAUCGAACUAGAUCUGACCGACAACAAACAAGUGUUCUACUCCUUGAUCGAUGACCUUAUCAUUUGCUUUAUCUAUCAAGAAGUUGACGAAGAAAUUCUCAAAGUUCUCUAUCAAAUCUUUUCAUAUUUAAAGAUUUUGAGAUUAGAACGAUACACAAUUGAAUAUUCAUUGGCUAGUUCCCUGGAAAGUGAAGAUAUCUUGGGGUUAUUACCCAAAGAUCGUGGUCUGAUUAAGAAAUUAAACUUAUUUUGGAAUAAGUUAUCGAGUAUGAAUGCUCCAAUUCCCUCCAUUUUUGAACAAAGUUUAGCAUUUCUUGAACCAAUAAGAAAAGAUUUUGAAGAUCAAAAGGAGAAAACACGGAAAUUAAUAAAGUUGGAUGUGGAAGUUGUAAAGGGGAACAUUGACAAAUUGACAUGGAUUCUGGUUAUUGAGAAUAUCAACGCUACAGUGAAGAAAAUGAUGGAUAAGGCAAAGGGUCCAGAUGUAGCUAAAUCCAAAAUGAAGGAUAUAGAAGGGUAUCUUUUAUGUGAGACUCCAAUAGAGAGAAUUAAUUUUGAAUGUGAGAAUGAUCAGAUGAAAAUAAAUGAAGAGAAUGAGCAUAAAGAGGAGAGUGGGGAUGAUGAGCAUAAAGAAGAUGAACUUAAAGAGGAUGAAGAUAUGAAGAAUGAAGAGAUAGAUGACAAGUUGGUUGAAGAGAGAGAAGAUAAGUUGGAUGAGGAAAUCAUAGACGAAGAUGAUGAAACAACAGUUUCAAAAGAAUUCGAUAUACAAGUCGAGGAAGAACCCACCAAACUUGCUAAUGAUAAUGAACGUGAUGAAAAUAAUAAUAAUAAUAAUAAUAAUAAUGACAAUGAUUCGUCGGAUAACGAGGAAUUUUUCGAGGCAGGGGAAGAAUUGCCGAAAGAGUCUUACCCACUAGGGCACACAGAUACCACAGGGAGUAAGCCCGACAUCCAGGAGAAGGAGGAAACUCCAGGAGAAGGUCCAAAAGAUGAAGGUGAAGAAGAAGUGGAAGAGGCAGACCCCCUGGAGACUGAAACUAUAACAUCUCCAAAAAGAUCCAAACCUGCUACAGUCACUCCAUCGAUAAAAAGAUCCUCCAAACGGUUACGAGUGGAAGAACUCGCACCAAUUGAAGACGUUGAGAUUACUGCAGAGACCUUUGUUGAAACCAGUAGGAAUUUCACAACCAUCAAUGCAUAUUUGUCAAAACUCUCUCUUCUUUGCCAAGAUACCAAACUGGAAUGGUUUGACAAUGAACCAUUCCAAUUACAAGAUGUAGUGGAUCUAUACUUUGCACAUGAAACGGUCACAGAGCCUAAAUCUGCUUCUCUGCAGUUUCUUCGGGCACUCUCUGAAUGGAAUAAAUCCUACACAACAUUGUUUAUCAAUUCAACGAUCACUGGAGCCAAUUCAGACACCGCUGAGGUUGAAAAACAAAGACUUCUAGACGUGCUCAACUCUUUCGAAAUGCAAACUAGCCUCGAUCUUGAAUCCACAUCUGAACAAGACACUCCUUCGGAUAUAAUUGCCUUCUUGAAACAACUCAAUGAAUCCAAUAUGCACUUGGAAGAUGUAAAAUAUGCCAUUCUUCAUCGAUUACUUGUGGGUGUCAAUGCCGAGUUCCCUCCCAUUGCCUAUGUGAAAUGGAACCCUAAACUCAUAAAAUUGGUUAAAGAAUGGGUGCAACUGGGAGAAACUAUGAUCCUCAAUAGAUGGCGGGGUAGUCUUUGGAGUAAUGAACACCAGGAGAGCGAAGACAAUCGAUUGACCUUCUCAGUGGGGGUGUUUGAAAUCUUGGUUGACUUGUACAUGAGUCUCAGAUCAAACCUCACGAAUGCGUGUAAUAUUGCCAAGAGACGUCCACCUCUGAAAUCUAAUAGAUUUUUGAUCAAUUCCUUACAUUUGGAAAGUGUGAAACUUCAUGACAAGAUGGAAAGAUGGAAUCUCUUUAUUGAUGACUUGAUCGCACAAAGGGGCGAGAAUAAUGUCUCGAAGAAUGACCUUUACCGGUAUAAAUGGGCCAUCACGUUCAAGGAAAAGGCUACUGGGAAUCCUUACAAUGGGAAAAUGGUCACCACUUUGUUGUACGAACUCACAGAUGAGAUAAAGUCAAGCCACGACGAUGUUUGCUUAGAACUACCAAACUAUGAACAUAUAUCGCGACUCAGUGAAGAGUCGAUCAAAUCAAGAUUGAACACUACCGAGAUAUUGUCAGUUUUUUCAAGGAUUUUAAACAAUGAAUACGAUAGCAAGAGGUUGCUUGAAGAUAUUUUAUUCAAGACUCAGCAUGAACAGGAAGAAACAACUUUGAAAAUCAAGGAAUUUCUUCUUGGGGCUCAAGUGGAUAUGACUGUUAGUUUAUGGAAUAUCUUAUUUCUGAUCUAUAGUAGAGAUACUUCCAUCGGAGGCAUUCAACUUGGAUUCGGAUAUUUCCUUGAGUUUCUUAUUGAGUAUAUCACUUCCCAUGACUUACAGCCUAACGAUGUCAUCAAGGUUGUUGGGUGUUAUGGAGAUUACCUAUUGGCCUUUCUUACUCGGUUGCAAGCGAACAAUUGGGAUUUGGUGGUCAAUCAAUUUGAUAAAGGGGUACACCCAGCAAAGACAAUCCACAAUCUACUCAAGAUGUUUAGCCUUCUUUAUUUGUUUAGUUUGCAUGAAGAGGCAGCCAUGAUUAACAGUACAAAGACUUCUAUCAUGAAACAUUCAAUCAAGGCGUAUGGAAAGCUCAAGGACAUCUUUGUUCAAACCCUCUCUUUGCUAUUUAUUUAUCUUAAAUUCAUGGAAAAAAGUUGUGGAGGGGAUGCUAACCUGCGGAUUCAUUCGUUGGUGGUAACUCUUCAUGAACAACUUAGACUUCGUCGACUUUGUGAUGCCGGUAAUGGUCUUUUCUUGGACCUUGCUCAGGACGUUCUUUCUGAGGUCAACUCCGCGAAUGUCUGUGCAGAAGCCGACCUUAUGCAAGUUAUAUCCUGUCGUUAUCAUUAUAACCUCACGUUUGGGAAAUUCACACCAAUGGAUCAUGAAACUACGAAAACAGGCGAGCUUGAUAUGAACUCUACAUUUGAAUUAUCACAGCUUAUUCUCCCUCUUUGUUUCAAAACCAAUCCAAUUUUGCAACCUCCGAAAGCGGAUAUGAAGAUGAUAAUCGAUGCAUUCAACGAGGUCGUUGGAGAGCCUGAUAUUGAUAAUCUUCCAGUUCUUAGUAGAAAUAACCAACUCUUGGAAUAUUAUUUGAGUUCAACGUCACUCUCUCCUAAAUUCUUGCGUGACUCUUUCCAUGGUCUUGCAAAUGUUGGCUUUGAAGUGCCUUCUUCAACCGGCGAACCCCGUAUUAAAAUCGUUCAAGAUGGCUUAUACUAUCUACAGGGACUCCUCGUGUUCACUGCGUACAAAAUAAGAAAGAAGUCUAUGCAAAGUAGGGCUGUUGAGUUGGAAAACAUUAUUAAUUUGUUGAAAAAUGAUUUAAUAUUUGGUAGUAAUCGAGUGGAGAGUUGGUUCCUAUUGGCACAAGCUUACGGCUAUUUGGUAGAAGACGAUUUGAUUUGGACUUCUGAUAAAUUAAUUUUCCCUGAAAGAAAGACUACAACCGCCAAUCUUCAGAGAAGAUCGUUGAUCUGUUAUCUGACAGCCAUCAACGAAGCAUUGAAGCAAUCGCCAGUUAAUGGAACAUCUGCUGUCCUUGGUAGCAUUAUGUCCCAUUUUGCAAAGGAAAUGUACAAUGCAUGUAUGCCACCUAUGGAGAUGCAUUCAUUCCGUGUUUUACAAAACCCCAAGUUUAUUAGGAAAGCAACAGGUGCAAGUUUUGUUUCUGUCUCUGAAAAUUCACCAACAAAAUUAAGUUUAUGUUACAAAAUCAUGCAACAAUCGCUUCAUUUGGCGAUCAAACAAAACAGCAAAGAUUGGACAAAUUUUUAUUAUUUGUCCAAGAUCCAACGUAAACUUCAAUUGGAUCCACAACUAGUAUUACAGACUCUUCAAGAAUCUUCCGAUUUGGCUAAAGUGCAAUCUAAUCCGUCGGACCCAAUAGUGGAACCACAUUAUCGAAUGUGCUCCGUGGCGUACAAGUACGUGAAAGAAGGGAAAUUAUCAACCAAUGAAGCGGUAAAAUAUUUGAAAGAAGAUCAAGUUGUUGGGUCAGUUAAGAUUGAAGAGCUGAUUGAACUGGAGAGUGAUCUGAAUUCAGAAACUAUACCAUUGGAAACGUUCUAUAAACAUAUAAUUCAAUGUCUUAAAAAGGUCAUGGCUUAUGACAAGAAGAAGUGGCACCAUAAGCCAAAGUAUAGACUUGCCUACAUUCUAUUUUAUGACUUGCACGAUACUGCAGGUGCGAAGGAAGAAAUGAGUUCAAUUGUAUCUUUAAAGAUAACCAGUAAAACAUUAGUUCUGAUUUGGAAACCGGAAAAUGAACGACCUGGUAAGCAUUUCCAUUACACUUAUGAAUAUGCAGUGUUUUAUAUAAUCUUGCUAACGAAGGAAUUGAACUUGACCGGCCUUAUCCAAAUGCUCCCAAAGUUAAGAAGAUCGAAUUCCACAAUGAUAUCUCUUUCCACCGCUUGGGAAUCGCUUUGUUCGUCGAUUUGUCGACUUGUACGAAACCUGAUUGGAGUCACCGAGAACUUUACGGAAAACUUCUUGCAAACUUCGUCGCAUAAUAAGUUUGUUAUCCAUUCGAAGGCGUUGUUGGAACGUAUUCAUAAAGAUGGGAAAAUUGCGCCCGAGUACGAAAUUUAUACAUGCUUUUUAUUUGCAAUCAGUGAUAUGAAAAAGUAUAAUAAUGGAUAUGGACCUACUAGUCUCAUCGAUGAUACGAUAGUGGCAGUUUAUAUGAGAGUCUAUUUAAAUUUCACUGAGAGUCAUCUGUUGUCAAUUGGAAGAGAUGAGACCGCAUCGCCUUCUUCAAAGCCAAAGAAAAUGGCUAAAAGAGACGUUUUCCCUUUAAUUGCGGAAAUCUUGAAGACUUCCCGUAGAGAAAUUGAAGAAUUGUUAAAGGAGAAGACUGAUAUAUAUAACGAGUUCAUCCAGCGGGCUGCCAAGGAGAGAGAGGAAAAGGAGAAAGAGGAAAAGGAGAAAGCUGAAAAGGAGGAGGAAGAGCGUAAAAGGAAAGCAAUUGAAGCUAGUACUGCCUCGUCUGCUGUUGCGACUGCAACAACUGAAACCCUGGGAAUUUCUAAUAUUGAGGUGGAGGAGUCUAUACGGCCGGUCAAUGGAGAUCCUGCUCAACCUGUGGAAAGAACACCAACUCCUCAAAUAUUGAUUGAAGCUACAGGGGACAGAAUUCCCAAAGAUAUGGCGGAGACUCCAGUAGAAUCAAUAGCGAUAGUGCCUCUGGGUGAACAAGUUUCAUCCAGUCAACCGACCGUUUCAGAUAUUGUAGAAAUCGAUGAAAUUGUGCCGUCCAAGGAAGAAUCUGAGAAAAAGAGAAAAGCAGAGGACAAUGAUCCGAGCGCAGAAAAAAAGCAAAAGACUGCCAGUGAAACUGUUAUAAUUGACUAG
Molecule: messenger RNA, 5856 nt
Organism: [Candida] anglica
Lineage: Eukaryota; Fungi; Ascomycota; Pichiomycetes; Serinales; Debaryomycetaceae
Source: the annotation of a GenBank genome assembly